Molecule: messenger RNA, 720 nt
Organism: Cryptococcus amylolentus CBS 6039
Lineage: Eukaryota; Fungi; Basidiomycota; Tremellomycetes; Tremellales; Cryptococcaceae
Exons: 5
Coding region: 1-720 (239 amino acids)
Source: RefSeq, a predicted model, not a curated record
AUGACAAAGCAAAGAUUUGUCGGAACUCAACUUCGUCCCGACGAAGUCGAAAUCAGCUAUUCUAUCAAGGACUGGUCUCUCGCCUCCUCAUACCCCACCACCACCCUCAACCCCGACCACUCAUCCAAGCACCGCAAACGUCUCCGCUGGUACAUCCGCGUCCACCCCUCGGGCAUGAUCGAAGAUCUCCUCACCGGCACAAAAUCGUCCAACCUCUUUUGCGAGCUCGCCCCCUCCUCCCCGACUACUGCCCCUGCUGCUCCUCCGAAAGAUCUACAAGCGGCGCUGGUACCUGCUUACCCGGAUGUGAGGCCGGGGAAUGCUUGGUGUCUACCGCUGGAGCUGUUUGUACCACAUUUGGAUCGGGUGUUGGAAGAUUUGGGGCUGGAGGUGGAGUGUAGGACGGGGAUGAUCACGAGCUGGUUGCCUGGUAUUUCGAGGCAUGGACACAUAGCGUAUAGGAUACUACAUCGGACCCAAAUCGACCCGACCAUGAAAUUGACAAUCAUCCCGCCCCCUUCCGUCUUGAUCCGCAUAUUUGUCCUGUACAAGGGCAUAUCAACUGCAGAACUGCCGCAGUGGGAAAAUUCCGGCGUCGCGCACGCCCAGUCUGGUUUAGAUUGGAGAGAUGCGGUGGGAUGGUCUCCAGAGUUGGCAAAUGAGACCUUGUUCCGAGUGAUAGAGUAUGGGGCCAUGGAGGUGCAUGAUGUCGAAAUAUGA